AUGCUGGCGACGACGUGGCGACUCGCGGGCCGCUGCAACGCGAAUUGCACGACGACGGGCGUGCGGUCGUUUGCGGCCAAGGGAAAGGGCGGAGCUGCUGCCGUCGAGGAGGCCGUGGACCUGACAAAGGUCGUGCCGACGAACAUACUCAAGGACGGCACGCACCCGAGUCUGCUGGACAGAGCCGAGUACCCCGCGUGGCUCUUCACGCUGCUGGACCCGCAGCUCACGCUCGGGGAACUGGAGCGCACGGGCUUUGACAAUCUCGAGAUGGAGGCCCAGCACCGCUACAUUGUGCUGCUCAAUCGUCGGUCCGUGAAGGCAGCUAAUGCGGAGAAGGCCAAGAAGUAA
Molecule: messenger RNA, 351 nt
Organism: Hyaloperonospora brassicae
Lineage: Eukaryota; Oomycota; Peronosporomycetes; Peronosporales; Peronosporaceae
Source: the annotation of a GenBank genome assembly